AUGGCCGCAGCACCAUCGCGUGGACGAACUAGACCGAUGGAUCGCUCCACCACUUCGAGUGGUGGCGAGAAGAAGACAUUUGUAUUUGGUUCGUCCACUCCACGUGAUCUCUCCUACAUGGACAGUGUACCGGCGACUCUACGAGCCUACGACAGUAAAGUAAAACCAGCGCCACGGGCCAAGAAUGAAACACUGGCGCACUACAUGCGACAGGCUCGAUCGGUCACAAGAAAUCAGUCAGGUCUGUGA
This is a messenger RNA of Gongylonema pulchrum, 249 nucleotides long. The record is from the annotation of a GenBank genome assembly. NCBI's taxonomy places the organism in Eukaryota, Metazoa, Nematoda, Chromadorea, Rhabditida, Gongylonematidae.